Messenger RNA from Zootermopsis nevadensis, 9323 nucleotides. NCBI's taxonomy places the organism in Eukaryota, Metazoa, Arthropoda, Insecta, Blattodea, Termopsidae. The record is from RefSeq and is a predicted model, not a curated record.
GGGAAAUAUGGUGUACAAUAUACAAGGGAACGCAGUCUGUGAACACGGGUUGCCUAGCUUCCAUCAUCUAGAGACACACCGCAAUCUUCAGUGUUGAAUUGUGUUUACAAAGUGUUGAAUGGGAAUGUGAUAAAUUCCGGAUCGUUAUUCAGUAAAUAACUUAAACGAGUUUAAUUCGUUCGUUUCAACAAAAUAAAUAAACUGUUGAAAUGAACAGACAUUUUCGUUGAUAAUUAUCGGAAUGUUUAAAUUUGAAACGUUUUGGUACCGCGUAUGACGUAACUUUGCUGUGGGGAGUGCAGGUGUCAGCGAAGUGGUUACAAGAGUGUGCAAAUGUUUGCGCAUCUUUUGGAGACGACCAAAUGGUGGGUGAUAGUCGCUGUGUAGUGUCCUACUUCAUUCUAUCAUCGUCUGCUCACUUUCACAGACGUUUCGGCUACUCUGCACUUAACAGUAAACCGGUGCCAUCUAAGUGUUCUGUCUUUCAUUCUAUUCUUCUUGAUUCUACUCUUUCUUUAUCUUCGUUCUUCUCGUCAAAAUCUACAUGGCGGUCGUGAGAUUCCGGAAUAUGCAUCUCUGGCUUCUAACAGUGGCCUUCUUCUGCGUGACAAUUGCAGUUGGAUCGGGAUUUGUGCUCGAGGGUUCACAGACAUCUUAUGCACAGUUCCGGAAAUGGAACGCGGGUCUCAAUGGAUCUUUGGAGUUCGAGUUUAAGACCGAACAGCCGAAUGGGUUACUUCUGUACACGGAUGAUGGGGGGACUUACGAUUUCUUUGAGAUCAAGCUUGUUGAGGGGGCUCUGAGAUUGAGGUACAAUCUCGGUGGCGGUGCCCAGAUCCUAACCGUUGGUCGCGACCUCAAUGACGGUCACUGGCACAAAGUUCAGGUGCAGAGACACGUGGAGAGGACGUCACUGACAGUUGACGGCGUCACACAGAGCGGGUCGUCGCGCGGCAAGGAAUUUCACUUCGGUAGCCUGGCUUCGAACUCGGACGUGUACGUUGGCGGUAUGCCGUCGUGGUACAACACAAAACUGACUCUACUAGCCCUCCCUAGUGUCAUCUUUGAGCCACGUUUCGGUGGAGCGAUCCGAAAUCUUGUGUACUCGGAUGAGGAAGGCGGUAUUCCUCGGCGUCAAGAGAUGAAGAUGACGGAAUUCAAGUGUGGCGGUUUCCAUUGUUUUGGAGCGACGGACCGCAAGAGGACGGCUAGGGGUAUCAGGGGCAACACAACAGACGCCUGCGAAGAUCAUGACCCUUGCCAGCAUGGUGGCAUAUGCAUUUCGACUGACAGUGGUCCUAUCUGUGAAUGCCGAAACGUCGACUUCGAAGGGAUCUUUUGCGAAAAAGAUAAGGCGCCUUCAGAAGCAACGUUUAGAGGAUCGGAAUAUCUGUCCUAUGACCUGAGCAAAACUGGAGGAGAACCUAUUGUCAGCACUCAGGACGCCAUUUCACUCAACUUCAAGACCAGGCAACCCAGCGGUUUGCUCUUCUAUACAGGUGACGGUCAGGAUUAUCUAAACCUGGCGCUAAAGGAUGGUGGCGUGACUCUGACGAUGAAUCUUGGCAAUGGACGACUGGAGAUACAGAUCAAGCCCAAUCGAGUGCGAUUUGAUGACAACCAAUGGCACAAAGUCACCGUCCACAGAAAAGUUCAAGAGAUUUCUGCAGUAACGAGCUUCUGCCAUUUGUCAGCGGUUGUGGAUGGCGUCUACUCACAACAUUCCAACACCGCAGGGACAUUCGCCAUGUUUUCUUCCAGUAGAGUGUACGUCGGGGGUAGCCAAAACACUCACGCUCUGCCCGGAUCCAGAAUACACAGCAAUUUCGUCGGUUGUCUCCGAAAGGUUGAGUUCACUGCGGACACCCUCAAACUCAACUUGAUCGACCUGGGUCGGACUGAGAGCAAACUCAUCACUGUCGCUGGUCACGUGGACUUCAUGUGUCAGGAAGUGGAGGCCGCUGACCCUGUGACCUUCACCACUCGAGACUCGAACCUCGUCCUGCCCCCUUUGGACGCUACCAGGUCCAGUUCUAUCUCAUUCAAGAUUCGAACGAACGAGCCUAAUGGACUUCUGAUGUACAGCAGCGGGGCCAGCUCUUCACAUGCGGAUUUCUUCGCCUUCGAGCUUCUGAACGGCCAUAUCUACCUCCACCUUGACCUUGGUUCGGGCGGGGUCAGGGUCAAGGCCACUACGCGUCGUGUUGAUGACGGCGUAUGGCACGAGGCGACGCUGAGACGCGCCGGUAAGGAAGGUCGCGUCACAGUGGACGGAACUGCCGCCGACUUCAGCACUCCAGGCGAAUCUAAUCAGCUGGAUCUGGAGGGGCCGCUGUAUAUCGGGGGCGUAGGCCCGCCCACAGCCCCACUGACUGUGCCACCGGUCCUGUGGGCAGGAGUGUUACGCCACGGCUAUGUUGGAUGCAUGCGUGACCUGGUGAUCAACGGAAAUGCCAUUGACAUCGCCGGUUACGCCCGCCGGCAAGACUCCGGCGCAAUCCGGCCAUCUUGUCACGUUCAGUUGCCGCAGUGUGACUCCCAGCCCUGCAUGAACGGGGGGUUGUGCACUGAGGGUUGGAACAGGUUCAUCUGCGACUGCAGUGCCACCAGCUUCACGGGGCCCACGUGCGGGAAAGACUCGACAACGCUGACGUUCAACGGCUCACAGCACGUUCUGAUCACAAUGCCGGACGAGUUCCGCACGCAGACUGAAGACGUCGUCCUCCGAUUCCGAACUACGAGGCCGCUGGGGCUUCUACUCACCACCAACACGGAGCAGUCAGCCGACAGACUGGAACUCGCCCUGAUGGGUGGCAGGCUUCGUCUCUUGGCCAGACUGGGCGACCGUGAGAAGGUACUGAUAGCAGGACAAGGCCUCAACAAUAACCAGUGGCAUACUUUAAGAUUUUCUCGGCGUGGCAGUAGUCUCAAACUGCAGGUGGAUGAUGACAGCCCACUCAGAGCGGACGCUGUGUUCGGGAAGCAGAAUAUCCUGGAAUUUCGGACCAUGCACGUCGGCGGACUCUUCCACGCCGAAGAGGAGAUUCAGAUGACAAACACUGUCCCCAACUUUGUCGGAUCCAUGCAGCAGUUCUCGUUUAAUGGUCAUCUGUAUUUUGAGAUGGCUAGAUCUUCAGGCGGAGGUUAUGGCGGUCAACACGCACCAGGAUCUGCUCCGCAGUUGCGCGUCACCGCCAAAUUUGGCAAACGCGAUCAUCAACUAGUGCAUCAUCCAGUCACUUUCCGUUCCAAACACACAUUUGUGGGUCUUCCUGUCCUUAAAGCCUAUUCUGCUACUAAUAUCUACUUCCAGUUUAAGACCCGUGAACCGAGCGGACUAAUAUUGUAUAAUGCCGGAAGGGAACAAGAUUUCUUAGCCGUCGAAUUAGUCAAUGGGCACCUCCACUACAUCUUCAACCUGGGAGAUGGACCCGUGAGAGUCCGCGAUAAUGCCAGAAGUAGUCUGAAUGACAAUCGAUGGCACGCCGUUACGAUAGGCAGACCGAGCCCCAAGCAACAUACCCUCAUGGUGGAUGACAACUUUGCAAUUGUGACAAGCUUGGGUACCAAUGAAAAUCUAGAUCUGGCUGGAAUUCUGUACCUAGGUGGUGUUCAGAAAGAUAUGUAUUCAUUCUUGCCAAAACAAAUACAGUCUCGUCAAGGAUACGAGGGCUGUUUAGCCAGUCUUGACCUCAAUGGAGAAUCUCCUAAUCUAAUGGUGGAUGCUGUAGUUCCAAGUUCUCAACUAACUUCUGGAUGCGAAGGGCCCAGCACAAAGUGCAGUCAUAACAUCUGUGCUAAUCGUGGAGUGUGCGUGCAGCAGUGGAAUUCAUACGCAUGUGACUGUGAUAUGACUUCAUACACUGGACCUACUUGCUCAGAUGAAUCAACAGCUUAUGAGUUUGGUCCACGACGAGGUCUCAUCACUUAUACUUAUGCUGAAGACAGAAGGCCAGAGAUGAAAAGUGAUGUCAUCGCAUUGGGUUUUAUUACGAACAAAGAAGAUGCAAUUCUGCUCCGGAUUGACAGCGGCACAUCCAAUGAUUAUAUGGAACUAGAAAUAGUGGAAGGGAAUAUCUUCAUGGUGUAUAACAUGGGCACAAAUGACCAUCCAAUAGGUGAAGUUGGAGUCAAAGUCAAUGACAAUGCAUAUCAUGUUAUACAGUUUACACGUUCAGGUGCCAAUUCAACAAUCCAGGUUGAUGAUUAUAAUGUUCAGACCAAUCAUCCAACAGGUCACCAGCUGUCCGUGUUCAACAGUCAAGCUCAAAUUCAAAUUGGGGGAAAGUGGAAUGACGCCAAACAACGGGUGGAAAGGCCAUUUUCUGGUGUCAUGGCAGGUCUGGUAUUUAAUGGGCUGAGGUUACUGGAUCUUGCAUCAGAGAAGAAUGGGCAUAUAUCAGUGAGAGGCGAUGUUCAGCUUAUGACAGGAAUAAGAGAUCGACAGCACGAGCCCCUGCAGCGUAUGCAGCAGACACCACCAUCAGGUUUACCUGGUGUAGAAGAUGACUUGGUCUUCUCAGGAGCUGGUUCAGGUUGCAAUGCAGAUGAUGAAGAUGAGUGUACUCCAGUAUUUGAGAGUGGAUCAGGAGAUGAUCUUAUUACACCAGUAUAUGUUCCUCCCACAAGACCUCCAACCACGACUUCUAAGGUGACACCUAGUACUCAGUGUGAUGACGAGGACUGCGUGACAGGCUCUGGGUCAGGUGAGAUCACCACAGAGGAUAACAAUACAGGAACUCCAGAAAAGGUAUCAUCACAACAUAGCAGCACAGUCCCAGACGGAACUUCAAAUCAAGAUUCAACAGAUUCUGGUACAUCAGAAAUUCCUUCUGGAUUAGUACCUGGUGGUGAUUCCAGUACUGGUCAAAGUAUGUCACCCUCAUCCACAAGUGGCUACAGCACGGCGGACAACAUCGGCAGUAGGUCGUCAUCGACAACGGGUAGCGGUCCUGGCACAAGUAGCACUUCCACCACCAGCACGGAACUACCGAUGCCACCUGCGAUAAUUCCUCUUACACCAAGACCACCUAGGCGCAAAGACCAAGAACUCAUCACCUCUGAGGCAGCUGAAAAAACAGCUCUCAUCAUUGGCAUAAUAGCAGGAGCUAUGAUUGCUAUAAUUCUUAUCAUCCUCAUCAUCCUUAAAUUUAAGAGUCGAUCAGAUAGUUCGUACAAAGUUGAUGAGAGUAAGAAUUAUCAGAAAUCUCAAGGACCUAAUGCUGCUCUCCUCGGAGUAGGUUAUAGACAGCAGCAUCCGCAGCAGAUGAACGGAAACCUGAAGAAUGAUAGUGAAAAGUGUGGGAAUAAAUCCGUUAAGAAAUGUGAUGUCAAGGAUGUUAAAGAGUGGUAUGUGUAACAAUCAUAUACAAAGGACAUCAAUAUCAGAAAAUUCAUAUCAGUAUAAAUGUUACAUUUUUAAUGUUUUGAGGCUGUAGUACUGGUAGGGGGGAGGAGGGGGAUACAACUUCAAAGUACGUAACUGAAUGAAAUUGAAAUGUGUGACUUAUGUACAUCAUUUAGUGCAGUUUUCAGAAACUAUGUGGCAUUAAAGAGAACUCCGAGCCAACUACCAAAUUAUGUAAGACUGAAUUCUGUUUCUCAGUAUCGUAAAAUUAUAAAAAAAAACAGUUAAGUUAUAUUGGCUGGUCUGCAUAAAGUGAUCAUAUAUAUUGAAUGAUUACUUUUGGUAAUGUUAUCAAACAUCUGGUUUUGUUCCAAAAUUGAAAUUGAUUUCAUUUGUGCAAAAUUACUGUUAGAGGACUGAUAAAGCGUUCAUAAAAAAAAGAGUUGCCAACUCACUUGGUCACACGUGUACUGAGAUUUUAUUUCUCUCUUGGUGUUGAAGUUAUGACAUGUUCCCUAGCUUUCAGUAAUACCUGUACUGUAGUUCAGUACCGCAAGUAUUUUGAUGUUACAUAUAAUUCAACUGGAAUGUGGAAAGAGGAAAAGAUUUCUCCAUACCCCAGAAAGCUUUCUGCAGUGGUAAUCCAUAUGUCCAUGUAGCUAUCCAAAUAAUGAAACAUCAAAUAUGCUUAAUUAGUUUUCUCAUUCUUCCACGUGAGCGAGAAGAAAGCUAUAUCAAAACCACACCUAUAACAAGCUUUUUACUUAUUGUGGAUAUAUUUGUAAGUGUAGAGUGCUUUGGCCUGGGGAGCAUGUACUUCAGAAUUAACUUUUUUUAAGGUGUAUAAUUAGUGAUGGAUACUGGAAUUUUAUGAGUUGUGAAUAGGAUUAUAUUUCAACAUUGUCCUGAAGAAAUAAACACCUAAUAUCUGUUAAUCGAUGGGCUUUCUGAAUAGGAAGCAAACAUUCAUAAUUUCAGAUAGAGUGACUCUUUGUACAUGCACAAAAAACAACAGAACUGAAUUUAUGGUUUGUAAUAUUCAGAGAAUCCUAAAAAAAUGAGAUCAAAAUAAUUAUGAAACAAUGAUAUAUGUAUUGUAGUUACAGUGUAGGAUGUGGUUACAUUUCAUAAUAAAUUAAAAUGCAAUGUGGUUUAUUCCAUGAAUCCUGAACAAAAAUUUAAAUAAGUUGGCAACCUUCCACAUAUCUUGAUACUUUAACUGUAAUAAUCAUUGGUAAUGAUGUGGUCAGGUCUUGGUUACAAACAUUUUAAUGAACAAUUGUUAUCUUAGUGCAACCAGCCACUACUCAGAAUGAUAGCUCUUUGAUUGUGGUCUUAAUUGACAUUUCCAAUCAGCAGCUUUCCAAAGCUCAUUUAAUGUUUCAGACUUUCUUUCACAGAAUGUAAUAUUUCAGAGAAAUUGUUCAGGUUCAUAUUAACUGCCACAAAUACACAUAUCAGAUUUCUUAUUAUAAUGAAAGAUGCUUCAUCUUGUACACAUUUUUAAUUGUUGUGCUAAUUUAUUUAAUUCAGAAUUUUCUAUGAAUCAAACAGAAAAGAUGUCAGCAGACAUUUUGUAUACUGUACUCUAUCAACUUCAACACAUUCUUUGUCACGUAAUCUUAGUACACACUUUUAAUAGCAUGAUAUUUAUUAAAAUGUCAUAUUAUACUUACAGACAAGAAAAAAUCUGUCAUAAUAGAGUUCAUUCAGAGGUUCACAAAUUACUGAAAAACAAAAGAAGCCAGAUCAUCAUUCAAGAUUGCAGUCCAUUUGGAAGUUCAACAACAUUGCAAAUUUAUAUAAUCUGUUGGGAAUGUGUUAUGUUCCAGUAUCAGUUGUAGAAUCUGAAAGCAAAAGAAGAAAUAAUUCUAAUAUAUUUUACUUACUCCAAGAAAAUGACAUGAUGUCUAUAGUAAAUGCAGAGAAUUCUUAAUUUCUUUUAUCAUAUUCAACAAAAUAAAAUUAUUAUCACCAAUCAUAUGACUGGAACAUUGUCACAUGUUCAAAAAGACAGAAGGUUCAUAUUUUUAAAGUGAGAUUUUAAUGAGACACUUGAAAUGUGAUGUGUCAAGGUCAUACCAUUGCCCUUUCACAUUCAAGACAUUUUAAGGUGCUUAAAAUGUUAUCACUAUAAAAUAGCAGACAUUGAAUCAAGAGAACUAUAAAAUGAUCUCAUUUCAUAGAAUGUGCAUGUUUGCUACAUUGUUUAUUGUUCUUGUUAUUGUCAUUAGUUUUAUGAAUAAGAAAAUAGAAACAUCUUCAUAUAUUUGUGUCCGAAUGGAGUCAAAUUGUCAUCUAUAAGGCUCAGAAAAUCAAAAGAAAGGAAAGGAAAGGAAUUUUAAAGCAAAAAUAUCCAAGAAAUAUGAAAAUAUUAUACAAAAUUAUGUUUUAUGUAUAUCUAGUGAAGUUUGGACUCCUUAUCGCCACUGACAAGUGAUGGGGAAAGACGGGUGACUUUACAUGAUGAUAAUUCAUAAGCUGUCUUUUAAGUACAUGUGUUUACACAACUGCCAUUAUCAUUAUAAUUACAUGCAUAAAGUUACAGGUUAUAUUAACUUCUUAACUGAUUCACUCCAUAGAGCAGAGUUCCUCUUUAGAAGCUAAUAGUAAGCUCAGUUUUUCAAGAAAUUCCCUGCCAUCCAUGGAACCCAAAGGUUUGUUAUCAUGUUCACAAGAGCCUGCUACCAAUCUUUGUCCUGAGCCAGAUUAGUCCAAUCUGCACCUUUCAACCAGAUUGUACCAAGUUCCCAUUUAAUAUUAUCCUCUGUUUGUGCCUAGUUGCUCUGAGUGGUCUCUUCCCUUCAAGCUUUUUAACAAAAAUUUUGUAUGCAUUUAUCAACUCCCCCAUGUACAACUAAUCCUCCUUGAUUUGAUCAUCCUAAUCAUAGUAAUCAAAAGUUAAAAAUACUUUUUCUUCGUCACUACAUCGAAACACCAUACUUAAAAUAACCAUCAUUUGAGUUUUCUGAAAGAAAAGAAAAGAAAAAUUAAAAAAAAAUGUUUAUUGACCUACAGUUUAAUAAGAGAUUCAGUUUUGUAUUGAAAUUCAUAAAUAUGGAAAUAACUUAAGUGUGACGACAAGUUUCACUUCAAAUCAAAAUAUUAUAAUGUUGGGAUCUACAGGAUGAUUAUUACUGUGUGAGAUAAGUUGAUAUUUAAUAUCUUAGUGAGGUAAAGUAUGAUGUUUAAAAUAAAUUUAAACUGUAAACAGAAGUCUUCAUGCAUAUAAUGAAAAAAGUUAAUAAUAACACAUCAAAACUAAUGUAAGUAAAGAGUCGUCAGCUCGGAAAUAUGCGCUCACAAUUUUAUCGUGCAGUCUGGCUUCCUGUGCAUCACACUAGCAUACCACUAACUGUUAACUCCCGAGUUAAUGUCUAGCAUCCCUGUAGUAAGGGAAUUUUAAAUCCCGUAUUCUUGGGUAUCUGAAUGCCAGUCUGGUUAAUAGUGUCUUACAGAAGAAAAAUUAUUCACAUAAAUUGGUUAUAACAACAAAGUCAUCAGUAGGAAGCACAGAACUUAGACAACUAAUAUCUGUGCAUCUCAGAUUUGUAGUCCUUUCUAAUAAUAAGUUUCAGGAAGAACUCUGUGUGAUAAAAGUAAGCUGCCUGACCGGCACAUUACUUCCCAUCACAUCUCCAUAAAUGCCCUUAACCUCGCUCAUUACACUCACAUGCAUUGUCUUAAUUUGUUAUGAAUGCUUAUUUUCCUGGCUUAGAAUAGCACCAGCCUUCUACUCUGGACUGCAGAAGGCACAGAUGUAGUAUUGUACAAUACAAUGUUUUUCCUAUACAAACAAACAGUUUUAAAUUAAAAUAGAGAAAAGGUUUUGUAGUUAUUGUGUGUUCUUUGCGUGGUCUAUAAAAUAAACACAGUUUUCAUUAAAUUGAGUACUGUGAACAUACACUGAAAAAAUUGUUGAGAAAAUUUAAUAUUUGUUCAUAACAGUCAAAUAUAAACUGUGUGUUAUACAUUA